Messenger RNA from Anopheles arabiensis, 1109 nucleotides. RefSeq names its product proteasome subunit alpha type-7-1 (gene Prosalpha4). NCBI's taxonomy places the organism in Eukaryota, Metazoa, Arthropoda, Insecta, Diptera, Culicidae. The coding region runs from base 178 to 927 and encodes 249 amino acids. Gene Ontology annotation, biological process: ubiquitin-dependent protein catabolic process. The record is from RefSeq and is a predicted model, not a curated record. Gene Ontology annotation, cellular component: nucleus; proteasome core complex, alpha-subunit complex; proteasome core complex. The transcript has a single exon.
CAGCCGGCUGUCAAACGGCACGACUCGACGCAAAUCAACUGUGGCAAUCAAAUCCGCAAUUCAUCGUACAAUUUGUGGUGCGGAGCAAAAGCAAAAGGUGUUAUUUUACCGUGUUUUGAUUCACAGUUCGCUCCAUUUGUGUGCGCAGCCUAGUACCAAUUACCGCCAGUAGAAACAAUGUCGUCCCGUUACGAUCGCGCCAUCACCGUCUUCUCCCCGGACGGCCAUCUGCUCCAGGUGGAGUAUGCCCAGGAAGCGGUCCGCAAGGGCUCGACCGCAAUCGGUGUGCGCGGUAAGGAUGUUGUGGUGCUCGGCGUGGAGAAGAAAUCGGUCGCCAAACUGCAGGAGGAGCGCACCGUGCGAAAGAUCUGCCUGCUGGACCAUCACGUCGUGAUGGCGUUCGCGGGCCUGACGGCCGACGCGCGCGUCCUGAUCAACCGGGCCCAGGUACAGUGCCAGUCCCACAAACUGUCGGAGGAGGAUCCGGUCACGCUGGAGUACAUUACCCGCUACAUCGCCGAGCUGAAGCAGAAGCACACGCAAAGCAACGGCCGCCGCCCGUUCGGCAUCUCCUGCCUGAUCGGUGGCUUCGACUACGACGGCGUCCCGCAUCUGUACAAAACCGAACCGUCCGGCGUGUACUGCGAGUGGAAGGCGAACGCUACCGGCCGGUCGGCCAAGACGGUGCGCGAGUUCCUGGAGGAGCACUACUCGCCGGCCGCCGUCAGCACGGAGGAGGGCACGAUCACGCUGGCGAUCCGGGCACUGCUCGAGGUGGUACAGUCCGGCCAGAAGAGCCUCGAGGUGGCGGUGAUGAGACGCGACGAGCCGAUGAAGAUGCUGGACGCACAAACGAUCGAGGAGUACGUGAAAAAGAUCGAGCUGGCGAAGGAGGAAGAGGCGGAGAAGAAGAAGGCAAAGAAGUGAUCGGGCCGCGGCGGGCGUGUGGCGUCGUGUUUUUCUUGCAACACUCUGCACUGUCAUGUUUUCUUACGUCUAAUUUCAAGCGAGGACUGCUGGAUGGAGAAGGGAUAUCAAGUCGGACGGCGGUGGUUGAUAUAAAAUAUUGCAUUAUAAUCACUGAAUACACUUGAUGAAAAUGGAUGCGA